AUGAGCCGCCUCAUGGCUUCAGUCUGUCACUGGCACUCUGCUCCUAUCAGGGUUUACACAAAACAGAGAGUGAGGGAGAACACGCCUCCCGCCUCGUCUGCCAUCGCCUCACACUGCUCUCUGACACAGACCCAAUCCCCUGGUUAUGUCACACCAGUCAGUGGGAGUGAGCGCGUGGUGAAGCAGUAUCUGAGGGUGAAGGGUCUGCUGAACUGUGAACUCAAGCAGUCCACUUUAUCAGCCCUCCUGCCCCAGAACACUGCGGGCCUGCAGCUCGUCCGGCUGUCCUGGCAGCCCUCUGCUGUCCCACUGGCCAGUCGUGCAGGUAGGCAUUACGGUAUAACUGAAAGGAGGCUGGAAUGUCUGUCCUUAGCAUUCAGCCAAGCUGCAAGCGCUUUUUGUCCGGGGAGUCAGCACUUGAGCGCAUUCCUUGACGUGGAGGGUCAGUGGAUCUCUCCAAGGAUUUCAAGAAGACCGUUCGUUAUAAGUGUAAUACGUUCAGAGAAACUUUUUGUUGUUGAGAGAGAGAGAGAGAGAGAGAGAGAGAGAGAGAGAGAGAGAGAGAGCGAGAGAGAGAGAGCGCACACGGGACAACUACAAGGUCCUGGAGUUAUAUCGGCGAACUGCUCCGCUUGGAUAAAGACAAAACAUUACUUUACUUCUUCGAAGUUCAGGAGAAAGAAGAAGACCUGCAACCAAGAACAGUGGAGCGAGAGUAGAGGAGGAAGCUUCUUCACUGGGCUGAACAGGGAGAGAGAAAGAGUCUGCACCAUGAAGGUCUUUCUCACUCCACUGACACCCUUUCUGCUCCUCCUCAUCCUUCCCGAUGGCACCUGGUCCAGUGACUGCCCAGAGGACUGCUCCUGUUCCACGCCAGACUCCAUCUUGUGUUUCCAGAGACGCUCUUCUACCAUUCCCAAGGGAGUGUCGACAUCCACAAAAAGUCUCUACCUCUUUGCCAACGGCAUCGAGGGCUUGACAACUGAUGACUUUGAAGGCCUGGAAAACCUGGAGAUGCUGGACCUCAGUCAAAACAAAUUGACUGAACUUACUGAUAGGGUGUUUGAACCUUUGAUCUCUUUGAAAAACCUGGACUUGUCAUCAAACCAGAUCAUGGACAUCUCAGAGGAAUGCUUCCAGGGUAUGGCACUGCUUGAGCGCCUUUAUUUGUACGGUAAUUAUAUCAAGACCAUCCACCCCGCUGCCUUUAAUGGCUUGGAGCACCUGCUGGAACUCAAACUGCAGGGCAACCAACUGACAUCCCUACCUGCUCUCUCAAUGCCACAACUAUUGCUGCUGGACCUUCGCUUUAAUGUCUUACCCACCUUGGGUCCUUCAGAUCUCCAGACCCCAAACCUUGAGUCACUUAAAUUGGGUGGUGUGGGGCUCGUCAGCCUGAAUAAGGAACUCAUAAGUAAUCUAAAGAACCUCCACGAACUGGACAUCUCAGGAAACCAACUUGAGUACUUCCCCUCAGCGUUAAAGGAGACCCAGGGUCUGAUUCACCUCAGCCUGGCUGGAAACCCGAUGGUCCCUCUUAAGGCUCAGGACCUGGAGAACCUUGGAGAGCUGCAGGAGUUGGACAUUAGCAGCCUCAGUUUGCAAGGCCUUCCUGAAGAGUUCACCCAGCUCUUACCCCACCUCAGAAAGCUAACAGUUGCAGAGAACCCCUUCAACUGUCUCUGCACCUUAGCAUGGUUCCCAAGAUGGCUGAGAGCCCAGAGCAUCACCCUGGAGAGAACAGAGGAGACCCGCUGCCAUUUCCCACCUAUCAAUGCUGGAAAGGUAUUGGAAAGACUGGAGCACAGGGAUUUUGGCUGUCCUACUACAACUACAGUCACCACUAGUACUGUCAAAACUACCACCACCGUGCCUGUUCCUGUGACUACGAUCCCGAGUACUACCAGAGCUAUUCUAGUCCCCAGGGCCAGUGACAACCCCACAGACUAUCCUUUGCCCCCUGUCCCCGCAUCCCCUAGUAGCAGCAGUAUGGACCAAGGCGAAGAGAAGCAUUUCUGCCCCCCUCACACCUGUCUGAAUGGGGGUACUUGUCGUUUGGACCAGCAUGGUCAGGUAGAAUGUACCUGUCCACAUGGCACCUCUGGCAUGUAUUGUGAAGUCCAAAACCAUCACCCGCCUUCACCACCUGAAGCUGAAGUCCCCAUGGCAACUGUCAGUGUAAAUGCACCAGACAUCAGCUCCCAUCAAGCAACCACAACCUCAAUCCUGCUGGACCUCCACCGCUACAUUGAAAUGCGGCCUAAAAUCCGUGGAAUCCGCCUGACCUAUCGUAAUCUCUCUGGGCCAGACCGCAGGCCGAUUCAACUCAGCCUGCCAGCAUCCUUCCCAGAGUAUAGACUCAGAGGCCUGCAGCCCAACUCCACUUACACGGUGUGUGCCAGUCCACUAGGUGCACCUAGUGGCAAAGACAGUGUCUGCACUGAAGCCCAUACGGUUGCUGAAAGUGUCAGCAACCGUCGUCAACAGAUUGACGACCAGAGGCUGACAACUAUGCUGGUGCCUGCAAUUGCCAUCCUGCUACUGCUGGUACUAAUAGCAGUAGCAGUGGGAGUUGUAUGCUAUCUUCGCAGAAAGAGGGCCAAGGGCAACCUGGACUUGGAGUGUGAGCCCUCCCAGCUAGAGUUGGAUGGAGUGAAGGCUGGUUUGGACAAUGGGGCACUGCCUCAGAAACAGCCCCAACUCAUGAUCCCUGAACCUGCUGUUCAGAAUGGCAAUCUGGAAUAUGAGGUGUUGCUACUACAGGAUCACUGUACAUCAAAUAACAAUAUGACUUCACAUAAGCCCUCCUACUUUUGAUGCCUUGCUUGGACUACUCAGACCUAAAGGAGGAUUUUAGGUGGAUUCUUGUUUUUCCCCACUGGUGAAAUACAGAGAGCAGCAAAUGCUGUUGUGAAAGUGGAGGACAAAGUAUCAACCAGCCAAACAGCAAAGGAGAAACUGGACAUAUAUUUAACUCAAUGCCCUCCUAUUGUCUUAAGUAGACUUUAAACAUGUUCAAAAACAUUGGUUUGGACUUUAAAAAGCUUUGAAAGUGCCUCUUCUCCAUUUACAUCCAUUUUGCUUCAAUAAUAUUUCCUCACUCACAUUGCUGGAAUGGCAACCUCUCAGCUCCCAUGCUGUGAUGCUGGGACUGAUGGUGUGUUGUGAUUGGCUGAAACCUAUAGGUUAAGGGACAUGGUGGCCUCAGGCCCUCCUUUAUCUGUUCAGAAAGGAGAGUGCACUGAAAUGGGGUUGUGCUGACCUUUUCCCCAUCACAACAGCCCAGCUAAACACUAUAUCAGCAAUUGUUUUUGCUGCAUGUUGUAACUCCUCAGUACUACCCCAAAGGGAUCAGUGCUUGCUGUGAAUGACCUUAAAGACACCAAAUGAAGUUAUGCAGAGAAAAUAGCUGAUGCUUGUAUUCUUUAUUUGGCUUUAAAUAUCUUGUGAUUUAUUGUUUUUGUAUGUAUGUUUUUUUUAUACCUGUCUUUUGAUAAAAUUGUGACUGUUAACAGCCCUCUAUAGUCUCCCCCCAACCCACACACACAAACACACACAGUUCUUGUGACUAACAGACACAACAGCAGAUUAAAAUCUUUGAAGAUUAAAACUCGUUUGGUACCAGCAAAGUCAAUCAAAGGGCUUUACCCCCAGAAUGUCAGACACUCUAAGUAGAUGUGAGCCUGGACAGACUCAAGACUAAAUCCCCCUUCUUGAUUCUGAAGCCCUCAGUCUGCUUUGCCACCACAAAGGGAGGAGGUAAGCAGGAUUACAAAAGGUACAGAGGAAAGCAGUAGAAUGAACCUCUUCAGUUUCAGUGCUGCACUAAAUUUCAUACAGUUUGUAGAUUGUCAUAAUUACAGUAAGCACUCAAAUGAAUAUACAGCAAAAGAACUUUAGAGACUUUAUUUAUUAUUUAUAUUCACUGCAAGGGAAACUCAGUUUUAUCCCUAAAUCGCAAUUCAUGUAUAUCAUGCUACUUGGCCUGGCCCACAACACGUAAACAGUGGUUGUGUAUUGUGUUUCUCUUCAGUAAAAAUAGCAUGCUCGGCGUAAUGCUGUGCACAAUUUCUCCUUGGCAAGGAGGGUCCAAGUUUUGCUCACUUACACCUAACAAGACUAUGUCCAUGAGAGGAGCAGACUUCUUUAUAAUGUCGUGUAGAGGAAGAUGAGACUUGCAAAGUGGGAGAUCUACAGGAAGGUUAUAAUGCAGACACAGAGAUCCAAAUCUGGGAAUAUAGGGCAAAGAAGGACCCAAGGUAACCAUUUGUGUGUGUGUGUGUGUGUGUGUGUGUGUGUGUGUGUGUGUGUGUGUGUGUGUGUGUGUGUGUGUGUGUGUGUGUGUGUAGAUCUAUCAACUUCAGGAUAAUGCAAGUACGUGUUCUGUCUUGUGCAAAGACCUGCAGACAUCAAGUUACUAUCAGUUACCUUCUCUAUCUGCCCGCAUCUCAAGGACUCCUUUAAGCCCCAAACAACUCUACCUAUAGGCAAACACACCAAAGAUGUCAGUAAAGUUACCUACCUACUGUAUUCCUAGUGCACAAUUAACAGUUCCCUGCUAACAAAAUGUCUUCAUAACCCACACAAACAAAUGCAACUGGAAUAAUUGUCAGUCAAAUAGAAUAUAUUGAAGAUAACCAAAAUUAUUUUCGAUGUGUUUGUUAAUUUUUCCCUGUUUACUUUGGGAAGCUUUUUGUUGUCUUUCUUUUUUUAUUUUUUAUUAUGUGAACUUAUUUGUACAAGUAA
Messenger RNA from Anoplopoma fimbria (sablefish), 4746 nucleotides. It is a transcript of the gene vasnb, whose product is annotated as vasorin b. The transcript has 6 exons. Lineage: Eukaryota; Metazoa; Chordata; Actinopteri; Perciformes; Anoplopomatidae. Gene Ontology annotation, molecular function: protein binding. Bases 1 to 2817 code for a protein of 938 amino acids. The record is from RefSeq and is a predicted model, not a curated record.